CUGUCCAGGUCCAGGGGGUGAGAAGCAGGGAACGAAGCGCGUGGAUCGAAAGGUCGAGCGGAGGAGCGAUAACUCGAGAAACAUUAAAUUCGCGUUCAGUCGUUGGCACGAAACAAGAGGCGCGACACCGUCCUCUCUCGAGGCCCGCUCGAGAGCCGAGUCGUGGUGAAUAGAUCCUUCGAACUCGAGAAUCGAAAGGACGACGCCCGACGAGGCUGUUGCUCUGGUUACGUACACGCGUACGUGUCUGGUGCAUACGAGCCGCGAGCGCAGAAAACCGGUAAUAACGCGUGGUGGGGUGGAUUAUAGAUAGGGUGGGAGAGGAACAGGUGAGAGAAUCCGCUGGUGCCAACGGCCGUAAGGAAUGUUGAAUCCGAAGGAUACGGAGAUCAUGUCCGAGGAAACGAAAGACGUCGCCGAGCAGAGAAUCGACAUCGAGAAGCCGUACUGGGAUCAGAGCACUUAUGGGGGUAGGGCGCUCCAUUUUCUCCGCGUGACCAACCCUUUGAACGUCUUCGCCACUAAACAGCAGCUGGAUCACGCGCAAGAUGUUAUCACCAAGUACAGGAAGGGGGAUAGUCUGGAGCAAUUGGGAAUCACGGAAAAAGAACUGUGGAGAUGCAAGUAUUUGUACGACAGUGCGUACCACCCGGACACGGGCGAGAAAAUGCUGUUAAUAGGCCGCAUGAGUGCCCAGGUUCCAAUGAACAUGACGAUCACUGGCUGCAUGAUGACGUUUUAUCAGUCAACGUCACACGUGGUGUUCUGGCAAUGGGUGAAUCAGUCGUUCAACGCGAUAGUCAAUUACACGAACCGCAGCGGUUCGAAUCCGAUCCCUUUGGGCACGCUUUUAGCGAGCUACGUCGGGGCAACGGGCGGUGCUGUGGCAACAGCCCUGACUUUGAAUCGAGUUUUUCGAAAAGCUCCACGGUUGGUGGGUCGACUGGUACCAUUCGCGGCGGUGGCCGCCGCCAAUUGUGUCAACAUUCCCCUUAUGAGGAGCUCCGAGCUCAGAAAUGGCAUCGAACUGCAAUCGGAAGAUGGGAGGAAGAUGGGUCACAGUAAAGUCGCCGCGAAAGAAGCCAUCACCGCUGUCACAAUAUCCCGAAUUCUUAUGGCUUCGCCCAGUAUGAUAUUGUCACCCAUUAUAAUGAACUACAUAGACCGAAAACGAUGGCUAUGUAACGCGAGAUGGGCCGUAGUGCCCGUGCAAGUUUUAAUUUGCGGAGUAUGUCUAACGUUUGCUACUCCGCUCUGUUGCGCGCUGUUCGUGCAACGGGUACCGAUUCUGGUAGAACGCUUAGAGCGCGAAGCGAAAUUCCAGAUACACUCGAAAGAUCCUUCUCUCGAGACAGUUUACUAUAAUAAAGGCCUGUGAAGAAGGGAACUCUGUUUCUGUCGCGCAAGUACCGCGGAAGAGACUUAUUAUCGCGAUGCUUUUUGCAAGCCGAAUUACGACCCUACCAUGAAAGAUUCUUUUCAAAUCGAGGGGCAAAGUACAGCAUAUCCGACCAUUUUGUUGAUUGAUUCAGUGUAAGAUUACCAAAGCCAAAGGCUUCCAACCAAGGACAAGGGCAAGAAACGAAGACAAUAAAAUAAUGUAAAGAAUUA
Ceratina calcarata is the source of this 1611-nucleotide messenger RNA. RefSeq names its product Sideroflexin-1-3 (gene Sfxn1-3). The record is from RefSeq and is a predicted model, not a curated record. Gene Ontology annotation, biological process: serine import into mitochondrion; monoatomic ion transport. Gene Ontology annotation, cellular component: mitochondrial inner membrane. The transcript has 4 exons. NCBI's taxonomy places the organism in Eukaryota, Metazoa, Arthropoda, Insecta, Hymenoptera, Apidae. Bases 365 to 1378 code for a protein of 337 amino acids. Gene Ontology annotation, molecular function: monoatomic ion transmembrane transporter activity.